This is a messenger RNA of Glycine soja, 3152 nucleotides long. Its product is annotated as nitrate regulatory gene2 protein-like. Lineage: Eukaryota; Viridiplantae; Streptophyta; Magnoliopsida; Fabales; Fabaceae. The record is from RefSeq and is a predicted model, not a curated record. The transcript is spliced from 4 exons. The coding region runs from base 231 to 2510 and encodes 759 amino acids.
AUGAAAGAAAAAGAUAUAAUUUAGUAGAAGAAAGAUAAAAGGGAGAGAGAGGAGUAGUGCGGUCUUUUAAUAAAAAAAGAAAAGGACGAAGAAGUCCGUGCUGGCAAAAGAUUCCCUCAUUCAAUCACUAAGGAGUAGUGGGUGGCGGGGUGGCAGUUCUUUGGUUGUUCCCGGUGGCUGGCUGUGGUGUUAAAUAGCAAUUUUGGUUACAAUUAGAAACCCUAAGAGGCAUGGGGUGUGGCAGCUCCAAGCUGGAGGAUCUACCAGCAGUGGCCCUUUGCAGGGAGCGGUGUGGUUUCCUUGACGAAGCAAUUCACCAGCGCUACGCACUGGCCGCAGCUCACAUGGCCUACAUCAACUCCCUCAAGGCAAUUGGUCACUCCUUACACCUUUUCAUUCAGCAAGACAUGGAUGCUCCUCCCUCUCCCUCUCCCUCUCCCUCCCCUUCUCCCCCUCACAAACCCUCCAAACACGCCUCUUCUUCUCACUCCGACUCCGCCGGCUCCCACCUCCACUUCCACUCCGACUCCGACUCCGACCACCUCCCCUCCCUCCACCAUUCCCCUGAUCCAUCCUCUCCUCUGCCUCACCAUCUUCAUAUGAAUUACAUGAAGAAUAAAGCCGCUCCUUCAAUUGUCUACGAGCAGAGGCCUCUGAGUCCCCAAACCAUGUACUUGGGAGAGUCCUCCUCUUCCUCCUCCUUUUACCCUUACCAGUAUCCCCCUUACCCCUACCCCUACGAUCCCUAUUCGGCCGUAGGUUCUUCCUCGCCGCAGCUCCAUGCCGUUUCCAAGCCUCCCCCGCCUCCUCCCUCUCCUCCUCGCUCCUCCACCUGGGACUUUCUCAACUUCUUCGAUAACAGCGACGACAAGUACUAUCCCCAAACUCAUUACCCUGCCACGGCCACCCCCAGCCGCGAUUCCAGGGAGGUUCGAGAGGAGGAGGGGAUCCCCGAUUUGGAAGAUGAGGAUUACCACCACGAAGUUGUCAAGCAGGUCCAUGGGGAUCAGAAGCUCGUCCAGCCAACUAUGCACGAACCCCCAGCCUCCUCCCGCCACCACGACGAAGAUGACGAUGAUGACGAUGAUGAUGAUGAUGAUGAUGAUGAGGUAGAAUAUGAGGUGCACGUGGUAGAUAAGAAAGUGGUUGAUGGAGAUAAUAAUGAUGGGAACAAGGCCAAGGAGCACGCCGCAUUCCGUACCCGGAGACCUGGUUCCCGGAAUCCACUUGAGGUUGCUAAAGAGAUUCAGAUUCUAUUUCAGAGGGCUUCCGAUUCUGGUGCCCAAAUCGCCAAGAUUCUUGAGGUCGGCAAGCUUCCCCACAAUCGAAAGCACGCAGCUUAUCAAGCUUCUUCCAAGAUGUUACAAGUUGUUGCUCCCUCUUUGUCCCUUGUCUCCUCCCAACCUUCUACUUCCAAAGAUGCUGAAUCCGCCUCCGCUGCUAACAUGGAUUUUAAUGUUGAUCUAACAACCGGGGCACGCAAUCUUUCCUCUACGCUUCAGAAGCUCCUUCUUUGGGAGAAGAAACUCUUUAAUGAAGUUAAGGCGGAGGAAAAGAUGCGGGUCAUGCACGAUAGGAAGUGUCACAGGUUGAAGCGUUUGGAUGAUAGGGGUUCUGAUUUUCAUAAAGUCGAUUCGACUCGAACUUUGAUUAGGAAUCUGUCCACAAAAAUUAGAAUGGCAAUUCAGGUGGUUGAUAAGAUUUCUAUGACUAUAAAUAAGAUAAGGGAUGAAGAACUGUGGCCACAGCUGAAGGAAUUAAUCCAGGGGUUGACCAGAAUGUGGAAAUCCAUGCUUGAAUGUCAUCAUGAUCAGUGUGAAGCAAUUAGAGAAGCCAGAAUACUGGGUUCCAUUGGAUCCAGGAAGAAGAGCGGUGAUAGUCAUCUCCAGGCAACCAAGCAGCUCGAACAAGAGCUUAUCAAUUGGACAUUCCAAUUCUCUGGCUGGAUAAGUGCUCAAAAAGGUUAUGUUAGAGCAUUGAAUAAUUGGCUGUUGAAAUGUCUCCUGUAUGAACCUGAAGAAACACCAGAUGGCAUAGUCCCCUUUUCCCCUGGUAGGAUUGGGGCCCCGCAAAUAUUUGUAAUAUGUAAUCAGUGGUCCCAAGCUUUGGAUAGAAUAUCUGAAAAGGAAGUUGUUGAUUCCAUGCAUUUAUUUACCAUGAGUGUGCUUCAGAUAUGGGAACAAGAUAAGCUAGAAAUGCAUAGGCAGGUGAUGAAGAACAAGGAUCUUGAGAGAAAAGUGAGAAAUAUGGAUAGAGAUGACCAGAAGCUGCAGAAGCAAAUUCAAGCAUUAGAGCGAAAGGUGGUUCUGGUAUCUGGAGAAGGCAAAGGUCUCUCAGUUUCUGAGAAUAUCAUAUAUCAGAGUGACAAAAGCAGUAGUCUACAGGCUAGCUUGCAGCGCAUUUUUGAGGCCAUGGAGAGAUUUACUGAUGAAUCUGUGAGAGCUUAUGAGGAGUUGCUACAACGGAGCGAAGAAGAAAGUGCUGCCCGAAAUCAUGAGAGAGUUUCAUAGGGGUGGUGUAGCUGAUGGAAGUUGGAAUGAUAUUAUCUUUGCCAUUUGCCGAGAAUAGAAACUAGCUGAUCUCCCUCUACUAACUAUUCUUUACAACAGAGUCUUGGGAGGAGGGGUUGGGUUUGAUUUCUCACUACGCUAAGCUAACUGCAUUGGAGCUGAAGAUACUACUGAGAUGGGACAGUGGAGUUUAUUGUCAAACGAAAAGAGAAGUGUGAGGUAUUAGGCGCACAGUUGCUUUUUGGGUAUGCAGCGCUAUAAGGCUACAAGUGAAGUUGUGCUGCUAAAAGACAGGGGAAGGGGAGCCCACAAAUUGUAACAUCUAAAUGGUUCUUCUUUCUGCAUUUGAAAAUAGAAAUGAAGGAGAAGGACGGACUUUCGGGUAUAGAACCCCUGCAACUGGCAAGUCAUGUGAUAGAAGGCUCAAAUUGAAUCAGUAAAAUUGGAGUAACGCACGCCACUGAAUGCAUGGGUGUUAUUGGUUCCUGUAUAAAAACAUUCGUUUUUAAGUUAAAUUAUUGUACAGAUUACCUAUUAACACUGAGCAGGCUUGAUGAAAAAGCAUUUAGAAUAAUUUUUUUUUUUAUAGCCAUUUGUUCCUCAACUGAAAUAAAUUGCUGAGAACUGUUCAAAGAAUGAAAA